AUGCUGCCUUUGAAACCUGCCCGCUUUGUGAUGAAGAAGAUUUUCGGCUUUGGGAGUAAGAAGUGCAAGCCGGCCUCUGGCUCCUCCACCAGCCUGAGGAGGGAAAGCGCGGGCGUCGGGGAUGAGAAUAGCAAAAGCGUCAACUCACCGCACGGGUACCACAUCCGAGACAAAGAUCUCGGGAAGAUCCACAGAGCUGCCAGUGUGGGUGACGUCGCGAAGGUUCAACAGAUUCUUUUGCUCGGUAAAAAUGGCUUGAAUGACAGAGAUAAAAGGAACAGGACUGCUCUACAUUUGGCCUGUGCCAAUGGUCACGUAGAAGUGGUAACUCUCCUGGUAGAGAGAAAAUGCCAGCUUAACCUCUGUGAUGAUGAAAACAGGACAGCUCUAAUUAAGGCUAUACAGUGCCAGGAAGAGGAAUGUGCAACUAUUCUGCUAGAACAUGGUGCUGACCCAAAUCUUACAGACAUCAGUGGCAACACUGCCCUUCACUAUGCUGUCUAUGAUGAGAAUAUAUCAGUAGCUGAAAAACUGCUUUCACACAAUGCUGAUAUUGAAGCAACAAAUAAGGAUGACUUCACACCACUUUUGCUUGCUAUAAAUGAAAAAAAACAGCAAAUGGUGGAAUUUUUAGUACAAAAAGAAGCAAAUACUCAUGCAGCUGAUAAGGGAAAAAGCAUUCACCAACUAAUUUCUGAGUGUAAAAAAGAAAAGAAACCUAAGAAUUCUUCUCAGAAUAAUCCAGAGCAUGAGAGUUCUGAAGAUGACUCUUUAAGCAGGCUUUCCGACAAACCUGGCAUUGGUGAUUCAUGGCCUACAUCUGAUGACACAGACUUAGAUUUAGAUAUCAAGAAAGUUCCAAAGCCAAACUUAUCAAAGCUAAUCACUGCUUCUCAGCAAUCCAGGAAGUAUAUAGAAGAACAACUUAGCAUUGUGAGACCAGAAAACAGAACUUUGUUUGAGGACAAUAACUUUGAAAGUGAAAAUGAAGUUGAAACUCUCCCUAAACCAUCAUUCAAAGUCCAGGGCUUUUCUCAUCCUGCCUUUCCAUCACCUGACCCUCCUUUAAAACCUUCCUUGAAUAUUUCAGCAGUCUCUGAUAUUACAAAGGAAGGAGCAACAAAGUCCCCAAUUGGAAAAGGAGAAAAAGGUGUGGAUAUUAUUGAAACUCCAAGAGAGCAAACUAAUAAGAACAAUUUGACUUAUGUUGAUGAAGCAUACAAAAAUAAUAGAAGUAUGAUGUCAGCAUUAGGGUUAGAAGAGGAACAUGCAGAGUCACUUUGGGAUUCUGAGAGUAUUUCUGAGAAUCUUCCCAAGGAAUGUGUUGGUCAUUUAUCUGGAGCUACAGAUGAAAAAGGAGAAAAUAUAUUAAAUGAACAAGUAGAAGAUGUUUUUUAUAUACCUUCUUGCAUGAGUGGCUCAAGAAGUUUUAAAAUGGCUAAAUUAAAGGAUACAAGAAAUAUAGACAUACCAGUAGCCCACAUGGAUUCUACUGAGAAAUAUCCCCACUGGAAGCCCACCAUUGGAAUGAAAGAUUCUGCUUCUUAUCAAGCAGUGGGAAUGAAGGAUGUACAAAUAUCAAAAUCAGCAGAACUGGAGUUAAAAAUGAACUCAGAAGAAGAGCAAGACAGACUUGAUGAAAGUGAAAAUAAUCAGUCACAAGUUGAAGAAGAAAGGAAGAAGUUCAAAAGUAGUGAAUUUAAAGUAUCAGAACACAUGUAUGACUCUGCUGCUGACAAUAAUGAUGAUGAAUUAAUUCCACAAGGAAAGUGUGGAAAAAUUGAUAAUCAGCAAUUUCUCAUUAAGGAGAAGGAAGAUUCGGAUAGUAGUGAUCCUGCCUUAUCUAUGAAGGAAGUAAAGACAUAUGAAAGUAAAAACUGGACCUCAAAAGAAUCUGCGGUUACACCGAUGUUGGAGAAAGCUGAUUUGCUAACUGGUGUUUUACAAGUGAAUGAUGACAGCAGUUUGAGUGAAAUAGGUCAAGAAGAAGGAAGGACUACAAAGAAAAUAUGUGAUGAAAAGAGCAAGGUCCAAAAGCAGAUUGAUUGCAUGGAUGACCUUGAUGACUUAUCUCAGUCAUCUGAAACAGCUUCAGAGGAUUGCGUAUUGUCUAACUUUAGUCAUAAGAAUCCUAUGUUGCUAAUCGAACAACUUGGAAUGGAUUGUAAAGAUUCUGUUAGUCUAUUGAAAAUCCAGGAUACAAUUCUUUCCUAUGAGAGAUUAAUAAAACUAAAAAAAAAUCAUUGUGAACUACUUACAAGAAAAAAUAAAAAAAUGGAAGAUAAGGUUAGUCGACUGCAAAAGGAGUUAUCAGAAACAAAAGAAGUAAAAUCACAAUUAGAGCAUCAAAAAGUGGAAUGGGAACGAGAACUCUGCAGUUUGAGAUUUACUUUAAAACAAGAAGAAGAAAAGAGAAGAAAUGCUGAUAUAUUGUAUGAAAAAAUUAGAGAUCAAUUAAGAAGGAAAGAAGAGCAAUUUAGUAAAGAAAUUGAAAUGAAACAACAACUUGAACUCACUCUUAGAACCCGAGAUAUGGAAUUGAGGACUGUAAGAAGUAAUCUGAAUCAGGUUAUAGAAGAACGAAAUGAUGCCCAGAGAAAUCUUUCUAGAGAACAAAAUGCCAGAAUAUUACAAGAUGGAAUUCUGAGCAGUCAUCUUUGCAAACAGAAGGAGACAGAAAUGGCUCAAAAGAAAAUGGUGCACAAUUCUGAG
Molecule: messenger RNA, 2712 nt
Organism: Orycteropus afer afer
Lineage: Eukaryota; Metazoa; Chordata; Mammalia; Tubulidentata; Orycteropodidae
Product: ankyrin repeat domain-containing protein 26
Molecular function (GO): protein binding
Source: RefSeq, a predicted model, not a curated record